Cucurbita maxima (winter squash) is the source of this 2521-nucleotide messenger RNA. RefSeq names its product auxin response factor 16-like. Gene Ontology annotation, cellular component: nucleus. Lineage: Eukaryota; Viridiplantae; Streptophyta; Magnoliopsida; Cucurbitales; Cucurbitaceae. The record is from RefSeq and is a predicted model, not a curated record. Gene Ontology annotation, biological process: regulation of DNA-templated transcription; response to hormone. Gene Ontology annotation, molecular function: protein binding; DNA binding. The transcript is spliced from 4 exons. The coding region runs from base 243 to 2297 and encodes 684 amino acids.
GUCGGCGAAGAGAGAGUUUCAGGCGGGUGUUGGUGAGGGUGGAGGCACUUCAUUUCUAGCUUCCUUUCUCUUAAUCAGGGUUGAGCACAGGGGCUCUUUGUUGCUUUUUUUCCCCAAUUUGUGUAAUGCUGGCUACUGUUCAUCAGGUUUGUUGAAUUCGUUUAUCUGUGAGGUUUUUGAUUAAGAAUCAAUAAGGAAGGGAGGCUUGUUUUUGAGAGUUGGAGGAGUUUUUCGGUUUCGUUAUGAAAAGAGGAAUGGAUUCAGUGAUCGAACCGAUGAGGAACCAUGAGAAGUAUUUAGAUUCUCAGCUAUGGCAUGCUUGUGCAGGUGGGCUGAUUGAAUUGCCUACCAUUGACUCGAAGGUAGUGUACUUUCCUCAGGGCCAUGCCGAGCAUGCCCAGGAGAAUGUUGAUUUCGGGGUAGCGCAAAUUCCUUCGCUCAUACCUUGCAGGGUAUCUGGCAUAAGACAUAUGGCUGAUUCUGAAACUGAUGAGGUUUUUGCUAAUAUAAGGUUGAUUCCAUUGAGGAACAAUGAAUUUAGUUUGGAUGAUGAUGAUGAGCUUCUAGGCCACAAUGAUAUUAGGACUCGGGAGAAACCAGCCUCGUUUGCUAAGACGUUGACACAAUCUGAUGCAAACAAUGGUGGAGGAUUCUCAGUGCCUCGUUACUGUGCUGAGACAAUGUUUCCUCGGUUGGAUUACUCGGCGGAGCCGCCUGUUCAGACCAUUCUUGCUAAGGAUGUUCAUGGCGAGAUUUGGAAGUUUAGGCAUAUAUACAGAGGGACUCCCCGACGGCAUCUUUUGACGACGGGAUGGAGUAAUUUUGUGAAUCAGAAGAAACUUGUUGCUGGGGACUCGAUCGUUUUCUUGAGGGCGGAAACUGGUGAUCUUUUCAUCGGAGUUAGGCGAGCCAAGCGAGGAAAUGGUUAUGGAAUUGAUUAUGAAACUGGUUGGGAUCCAACUAAUUCAGCCUCUCCACUUGUGGGGUAUUCUGAUUUUAUGAGGGAGAAUGAAGGUAGAUUGGUAAGAAGAAUCUCAAAUGGGAAUUCGAGUGGGAGAGUGACGGUAGAAUCUGUUAUCGAAGCUGCAAUGCUUGCUGCCAGUGGCAAGCCCUUUGAGAUUGUGUACUACCCGUGCACUGGUACUCCUGAGUUCGUCGUUAAGGCGUCUUGUUUACGAUCUGCAAUGCAGGUUCAUUGGUAUCCUGCUAUGAGAUUCAAGAUGCCUUUCGAAACCAAAGAUUCGUCUCGGAUAAGCUGGUUUAUGGGAACUAUAUCUUCUAUUCAGGUAGCUGAUCCUGUUCGGUGGCCUGAUUCUCCGUGGCGAAUGCUGCAGGUGGCAUGGGACGAGCCAGAUUUACUGCAAAAUGUGAAGAGUAUCAACCCAUGGUUGGUUGAAGUGUUAGUAAACAUGCCAGCCAUCCAUGUCUCCCCGUUCUCACCACCGAGGAAGAAGCAGCGGUUUCACCCAGCAGAAACUGCUGUAUUUGGUCAUCUUCCAAUGCCAUCGUUUUCGACGAAUUUCUUCGAAACAACAAGCUCGUUACAAAGUGUAACAGGUAAUAACAUUCCUGCAGGCAUACAGGGAGCCAGGCAUACUCAAUUUGGACUCUCUUCACCUGACUUUCAGCUCAGCAAACUAAAUUUGGGACCAUGUUCUGCUGGUUUUAAGCACCUUGAUGAGGCCACUCCUCUUCCUGGCACCCAAGGUGAAAAUAUGUUCGGAGGCAUGAAAAGCCCUGAUAAUUCUCAUUGGCUAACGAUGGGAAAUAAUACCGAAAGCUCGAAAGACAGCAAAGAAACAAAACCAGAUCAUAUCAUAUUGUUCGGUCAACUCAUUCUCCCUAAUCAACUGAUUUCUAACAGCUGCUCGGCCGAUACAACGAAUGCAUCGUAUGAAAACCAAGGGAAAUCAUCGAAUCCUUCCGAUGGUUCUGGUUUAUCGUCACAACAGAAUGGUUCAUUGGAGAAUUCAUCAGAGGGAGGAUCUAUCUCGUAUAAUGAUCACAAAAAAACCGGUUUUAGCUUGAACACUGGUCAAUGCAAAGUGUUCAUGGAAUUCGAGGACAUCGGUCGUACUCUUAAUCUAUCGCUUCUCAGGUCGUACGACGAAUUGUAUGGAAAACUUGCCAAUAUGUUCGGUGUAGGAAGCUCAGAGAUGCUGAAUUGUGUUCUUUAUGAGGAUGCACUCGGUACAACGAAGCAAGCGGGAGACGAGCCUUUCAGCACGUUUCUGAAGACGGCGAGAAAACUAACCAUACUUACAGAUUCUCGAAGUAGCGACAACAGUAAAACGUAGGUAAAAACGGAUAUCGUUUCAUUGUACAGUUGAACUAAAACAGUUCAUGUUAUUGUUAGUUUCUUUUUCUCUCUCUUGGCAUUGGAGAAGCCCAAAUUUUGAUCAGUUACAGCUUGAUUGAUAUGCAGCUGCUCCUUCAACCAGACAAUAACUGGGCUUGUUUUUUUUUUAAUUGUUCAAAACUCCAGAAUUUCUAGUUAUGGAUUCUCCUUUUUAGUUACCCA